Molecule: messenger RNA, 1821 nt
Organism: Gastrolobium bilobum
Lineage: Eukaryota; Viridiplantae; Streptophyta; Magnoliopsida; Fabales; Fabaceae
Product: serine/threonine-protein phosphatase PP1-like
Exons: 4
Coding region: 371-1351 (326 amino acids)
Cellular component (GO): nucleus; cytoplasm
Molecular function (GO): protein serine/threonine phosphatase activity
Source: RefSeq, a predicted model, not a curated record
GAGAGAGAAGCAACCCUAUAAUGCUCAGUCUUACGGUAUCUGUCUUCUUCCCCUAACCUAACCUAUCAAAAUCAAAUCAAUUCCCUUCGUGAUGAAAGACUUUUCUUCUUCUCUUCUAUUCUACUCUCUUUCUCUCGUGAAGCUGAGAGGAAUGUCUUGAAUUCUCUUGACUCAGUGAACCUCAAACGACACCCCGGUGGUUCUGGUCGUCGUAGUCUUCUUCUCCUUCGUUUCACCGAGGCAUGUUAUUCGCUCACCGGUUCCGCUCUCGUUUGUUGUUGGAUUUCGGGCCUUAGCAUCAUCCUCGUCGUCGUCAUCAUCGUAUUGACAUCCAAUAAAGACGUUGACUUAUUCUUCGAGGUGUACAGAAAUGGAAGAAACAGUUGUGGAUGACAUAAUCAGUCGCUUACUCGAAGUUCGUGGCCGUCCAGGGAAGCAGGUGCAGCUGUCGGAAUCGGAGAUCCGCCAGCUCUGUGCGGCUUCCAGAGAUAUUUUCUUGCAGCAACCUAAUUUAUUGGAGCUUGAAGCACCCAUUAAGAUUUGUGGUGAUGUGCAUGGUCAAUAUUCUGAUCUUUUAAGGCUUUUUGAGUAUGGUGGAUUACCUCCUGAGGCCAACUACUUGUUUUUGGGGGAUUAUGUGGAUCGAGGGAAGCAGAGUUUAGAAACAAUAUGCCUUCUCCUAGCUUAUAAGAUAAAAUAUCCUGAGAACUUUUUCCUUUUAAGGGGAAACCAUGAAUGUGCUUCUAUAAACCGUAUAUAUGGAUUUUAUGAUGAGUGUAAAAGGAGGUUUAAUGUAAGGUUAUGGAAGACAUUUACAGAGAGCUUCAAUUGCCUGCCUGUGGCAGCUCUCAUUGAUGAAAAGAUUUUGUGUAUGCACGGGGGACUUUCUCCUGACUUACUUAAUUUGGAUCAGAUUAGAAAUUUACAGCGGCCCACUGAUGUACCUGAUACAGGUUUGCUUUGUGAUAUCCUUUGGUCAGACCCAAUCAAAGAUGUUCAAGGUUGGAGAAUGAAUGACAGGGGAGUUUCAUAUACAUUUGGUGCUGAUAAGGUCUCAGAGUUUCUUCAGAAACAUGAUUUGGAUCUUAUUUGUCGUGCUCAUCAGGUGGUGGAGGAUGGAUAUGAGUUCUUUGCUAACCGACAGCUUGUAACAAUAUUUUCUGCACCUAAUUAUUGUGGGGAGUUUGACAAUGCCGGGGCUAUGAUGAGUGUUGAUGAGACACUAAUGUGCUCUUUCCAAAUACUAAAGCCAGCUGAUAAAAAAGCAAAGCUCAAUUUCGGAAGUACAACCACUGCUAAGCCAGGAAACUCUCCAGCAGGGGUAAAGUCCUUCCUGGGUACAAAAGUAUGAAGUUAAUUUUGGCGAAAAAGGUUGCAGCCACAACUGGUCAGCUUGGUCUUGAAGAUGUAAUUGUUGCAAGAAAAGGAAAAUUGAGUUCCAUUUGGUCUCACUGAUAUUUUGGAAGUGUAAAAACAAUGGGAAACACCAUUAUUAACUAUGUAAAUCAUUGUUUUUCACUGGUACGACUUUGCAUUUCGAAAUGGACAGCCAUAAUCUCUUGUUUUCUUUGUACACUAAUAGAUGGCAACUUGGUAUAUGUUCUGAAUUGUAAGCAUCACAAGCAUUGAUGGAUACAUCUGCAUCUGUUGCUGAAAACUAUUUAGGAUUGGCAAAUGGAUGGCAGUUGAGGCUGGUAAAAAGGGAUAUGGUUCAGUCUCCUUGUUAAUUUUUUGGUCGUCAUUUUUGCUUUGUGGAAAUUCUCUGUUAAUACGGGACCUAACUUUUUGCUUAAAUAUCUCUCUGAAACUUGAUUCGAGACA